Molecule: messenger RNA, 3195 nt
Organism: Plectropomus leopardus (leopard coralgrouper)
Lineage: Eukaryota; Metazoa; Chordata; Actinopteri; Perciformes; Serranidae
Product: protein mono-ADP-ribosyltransferase PARP12
Cellular component (GO): nucleus
Molecular function (GO): metal ion binding; NAD+ poly-ADP-ribosyltransferase activity
Source: RefSeq, a predicted model, not a curated record
CUCAGCAGUCGCCGUGUUGUUUUGUUGGACGGAAACACAAGAAGAGCGUCCCAAUGAUGGAGUCGGAAAUAUUGAAGUUUAUCUGCGCAAAUCAAGGAGCAGUUAACACUGAUUUUUUGAUGUUUAAUCUGGGAUCAGGCGAUUCAAUUAAUGAGAUCAUAAAUAACCGAGAGAAGUUUGCUUUGUGUUGUCCCUACGGCCAGCCCAAGGUGGUGGCCAGGACCAGACUGAGGCUGUGCAAAGACAGAGAGUGUGCGGGAUCCUGCAGCGGCCUGCACCUGUGCAAGAAGUUCCUCUUCACCGGAUCCUGUCCGUUCACUCAGACGAGGACAGGAUGCAGAUUCUCUCAUGCGCUGGACUCUCAGCACAAUUUAGGGAUCCUGAGCGUCCACGGGCUGGAGAGUCUGAGCAGGACGGAGCUGUGCACGCUGCUGCUGCAGAGCGACAGGUUUAUCCUACCUGACAUAUGUCACGACUACAACAACGGUGAUGGGGAGUUUGGCCUGUGUAAGAGAGGUUUUGAUUGUGAGAGACUGCAUAUAUGUGAGAAGUACCUGAACCGUGACUGCAGCUGCUCCAAGAAUCAUGAUUUUACUGCUCCACAGCCGAACAAGAUCCUGUGCAAUAGAGGCGUGACCGAUGACCUCUUUCUCUCCUUGAAGUCUGUUUAUGCAAACAUAUUGGCUUUGAAGUACCAUGACAGACAGGGCAAUUUGGGCAACCGUCAACCAAACUCUGAUGCAAGCAGCGACGAUGGUCAACAAAGGUCGUGGCAGAGAGGGAGAGGGAGAGGCGGUUUCAGGGGCAACAGAGGCAACAGAGGCAACAGAGGCAACAGGGGCAACAGGGGCAACAGGGGCUCCAGAGGCAACAGGGGCAGAGGAAACCAGAGCCACUAUCAAGAGCAGCGACGACCCAGCUCCACUAAUGACAUCCUUGUUGACAUUGAUGGCUUAGAUCUGUACAGCGAAGAUGGAAUGAACGAAGAGGAGCAAUUCAACUUUUCCACCAGUGACAUCUCUGCCGCUGCCAAUGAUAGUGACGCGAGCAGCGACGCUGGUCAGGACAGAAAACAAAAUAAAACUUCAGCAGAUGUCAGAGGGAGGGGAGGACUCUGGGGCAACAGGGGAAACCAGCUGCCACGCACCCGUUCCAGUGAUGUCCUUGGUGCUGCCAACGACGCUGCAAGCAGAGAGGAUGGACCAAACAGAAGACAAAGGCAGAGGCCUGUCAGAGAUAAAACUGAGAUAUGCAUGUACUUCAUCAAAGGACACUGUAGACAUGAGGAUCAAUGUUUCAAAGCUCACGACAAGAUGCCGUACCGAUGGGAGGUUUGGCAGAAUGAUCAGUGGACCGCCUUGUCUGAUAAUGAGAAGAUUGAGAAAGACUACUGUGACCCUACAAACACAUACAGUAGCAGCAGCCCACCUGUGUGUUUUGACACAAUGACUCGUGGAUCGGACAAAGUACGACGACUCUCUACCAUAAACUCUUUGCUGGAGCCAGACUUCAUCCACACCACCGAGUGGGUUUGGUACUGGGAGGAUGAGUUCGGAAAGUGGAACAUGUACGCUUCAGCUGCUGGUGGACACAAAGCAGCAGACAUGGACAGCUCUAAACUGGAGCGGAGGUUUCUGGACAAUAACAAAGACGUUGUGGAGUUCUCCGCUGGUUCACAGACAUACUCACUCAGUUUCCAAGACAUGAUACAAUCAAACAAGAAUUACGGCACAAAGAGGCUUGUGAAAAGACGGCCGCGGUUUGUCUCUGCGGAGGAUGUCAGAACAAAGAAAGUGAGGAGGCCUAUGUCCACUAUGCCCGACCACUGGGACAAGUCACAGCUUCCUCAGACAGGAUACGCGCGAGUCUCCCUCCAGCCAUCCUCAGAUGAGUUUAAGGAGAUUAAUGCUCUUUUCUGUAAAACUAUGAGCGGCUUUGACAUCGUCAAAAUUGAGAGGAUUCAGAACAAAGCUCUUUGGGAGUCCUUUCAGUUGAAGAAAAAUCAGAUGAAGGAUGUCAACAAUGGGCACUUUCCGAGAGAGAAAAAACUUUUUCAUGGCACUGACUCUAAAUACGUUGAGGCCAUCUGCGCCACCAACUUUGACUGGAGAGUCUGUGGAUUAAACGGGACUGUUUAUGGCCAAGGUAGUUAUUUUGCUCGGGAUGCAAAAUACUCCCACAGCUACACUGGUGACUCCGCUGUCAAAUCCAUGUUCAUCUCACGGGUGCUGGUGGGAGACUACACCAGAGGAUCCUCCGACUACCGACGACCCCCUGGCAAGGACGGAGGGAACAUAAAGUUAUUUGACAGCUGCGUAGACGACAUUAUAAAUCCAUCUAUCUAUGUUGUGUUUGAGAAGCAACAGAUCUACCCCGAGUACCUGCUGCAGUACAAGACCAAGCACUCGGUCACGGAUCUAUAUGGUGCCACGUCCACACCAACACGCACACCAGUUCCGGCACCCAAACCAGUUCCGGCACCCAAACCAGUACCGACACCGAGACUUGCUCCCAAACCGAGCGUAUCAGUUGCUCAACACAGCACAUUGGCUCAGCCCCGCACAGCCUCGUACCAGUCUAGCACGUUUCUUUACCAACGCAACACACCCUCCUCCCAACCCAGCUCAUCUCUUUUUAACUCCAGCACGGCCUCUUACCAUUACCAACCCAGCAGAAGAGUUACACCAUCCCCUCCAACAUCUCUUCCAUCAAGCCCGACACCAAAGAAAAAUGCUGAUACUUGUGUCAUUGCUUAGAGACAAAGGUGAGGUGACUGCAGGUGUUUUUUAACGGAAAUACAGCAGUUCCCUCCUGCAGUUCCCCCAUCUCUAUCCUAAGCCCCUCCCACUAGACAACCACGGGCACAAGCGCGAGCUUCAUACAGUAACGCAGCGUUUCCCAAGCUGGUUUAUUUAAAGUUAUUUCAUUGUAGAGUUGCACACAGCUCAUUCAUUCAGCCCCUUAUAGCCCCUCUCUCUCUGUUUAUCAGACCACCUAUGAGAUAAGAAUCAGUUGCUAGCCACCCCACCGUUCCUCCACUUUGCCCCUUACCGCCGUGGACUGCUAAGCUGGGAGGAGAGCGGACUACAGCUCAGGAAGACGGGUCUUUGAUCGGAGGCUGUAGUGACUCGGAUUGAGCUAGCACAGGGCGUAACGUUUGGCUGAGUAUAACGUGUAAACAGCAGCAACAGAAAG